UCACUUGAGGACAGUCAGAUUAUCCAACAGAUAGUCGAGACAACAUGCCUGAUACAGCCAAGCCUGCGCCUAAGAAGGGCUCCAAGAAAGCCGUGACAAAGACCGCCGGCAAGGGUGGCAAGAAGCGCAGAAAGAGCAGGAAGGAGAGCUACGCCAUCUACGUGUACAAAGUCUUGAAGCAGGUCCAUCCUGACACCGGUAUCUCUUCCAAGGCUAUGGGCAUUAUGAACUCCUUCGUGAACGACAUCUUUGAGCGCAUUGCUGGAGAGGCUUCCCGCUUGGCUCACUACAACAAGCGCUCCACCAUCUCUUCCAGGGAGAUCCAGACCGCAGUGCGUCUGCUUCUACCUGGUGAGCUGGCCAAGCACGCCGUGUCCGAGGGAACCAAGGCCGUCACCAAGUAUACCAGCUCCAAGUAAAGCCGGAUUUUGAACGCGCUUUAAACCAAAGGCUCUUUUAAGAGCCACCCACGUUCUCUUUUAA
Alosa alosa (allis shad) is the source of this 483-nucleotide messenger RNA. Its product is annotated as histone H2B-like. Gene Ontology annotation, cellular component: nucleosome. The transcript has a single exon. NCBI's taxonomy places the organism in Eukaryota, Metazoa, Chordata, Actinopteri, Clupeiformes, Clupeidae. The coding region runs from base 45 to 419 and encodes 124 amino acids. The record is from RefSeq and is a predicted model, not a curated record. Gene Ontology annotation, molecular function: DNA binding; protein heterodimerization activity; structural constituent of chromatin.